Molecule: messenger RNA, 1395 nt
Organism: Quercus robur (English oak)
Lineage: Eukaryota; Viridiplantae; Streptophyta; Magnoliopsida; Fagales; Fagaceae
Product: probable indole-3-pyruvate monooxygenase YUCCA10
Exons: 4
Coding region: 154-1140 (328 amino acids)
Molecular function (GO): monooxygenase activity; NADP binding; flavin adenine dinucleotide binding
Source: RefSeq, a predicted model, not a curated record
CCAAUGAAAUGAAAUUCACCAAAACCAUAUGUGUGGAUAUAUAAAGGCAACCCCGUUCCAUAUAUUAUGUAAGCCUUUGCUUAGCUCUCUUUACUUCCUUCUUUGUAAUAAGAACAUACAGCAACCUAAGCAAACAGUGACUCAAAAACAAAUAUGCAGGAACAAGUAGCAAUAAUAGUUGGAUCAGGCCCCUCUGGGCUUGCCACAGCUGCUUGCCUAAGCCAGCAAUCAAUCCCAUACAUAAUUCUUGAGAGAGAAGACUGUAUUGCUUCUAUAUGGAAGAAAUAUUCCUAUGAUCGUCUUCACCUCCACCUUGCAAAGCAAUUUUGUGAACUCCCUCACAUGUCAUUCCCUGCCUCUUAUCCCACCUUUUUGCCCAGAAAGAUGUUUAUACAGUACUUAGAUGACUAUGUCUCCCAUUUCAACAUUAGUCCUAUGUUCCAAAGAACCGUGGAGUCUGCUGAGUACAAUGAAGUUUCCAAGAGAUGGAUUGUUAAGGCUAGGAAUGCAAGUUCAGGUGAGGUUGAGAAAUAUAGUGCAAAGUUUUUAGUGGUGGCCACUGGGGAAACAACCAACCCUUAUACCCCAGAGGUUGAAGGGUUAAACACUUUCCCUGGUGAGGUUCUUCAUUCUACUCAGUAUAAGUCAGGGAAGGAGUUCAAAAACAAGAACGUUUUGGUUGUUGGGUCUGGGAAUUCUGGAGUGGAAAUUGCUCUAGACCUUGCAAAUCAUGGUGCCAAAACUUCCAUUAUUUUUCGAAGCCCGGCUCAUUUUCUCACAAGGGAGAUGGUGUACUUGGGCUUGACCAUGUUGAAGUAUUUUCCCGUUAGUUUGGUGGAUUUCUUGAUGGUCAUGCUUAGCAAACUGGUUUAUGGGGACCUGACCAAGUAUGGGAUUGGAAGGCCUACAGAGGGUCCAAUUUCUAUGAAGCUUAAGUACGGCAAGUAUCCACUUUUUGAUGUUGGUACAUAUAAAAAGAUCAAGUCAGGAGAAAUUCAGGUUUUGCCAGCAGAAAUAAUUAAAGUUCAAGGCAACGACAUACUAUUCAAGAAUGAUAAGUUACAUCCUUUUGACACCAAUAUUUUUUGUACUGGAUUUAAGAGGUCGACAAACUUGUGGCUUAAGGCUUCAUUGGCAUAGACUGAUACCAGAUGGCUCAAGCUAUAAAGAUGGAAUAACAGGUAUCAAUUACACUUCAGACUCAACCUUCACGGAUACUGGUGUAAAUGGGAAUAUUUCAACCGAAUACAGGACCAAUUCUCUUGAACAACAGUUUUGGACUAUCCGCAGCUUUCCUGAAGCAACCAAAAACUGUUACACUUUAAGACCUUCACCAGGCAUAUAUAGACAAUAACUAUUUGAUCUGAGUGAGUUUCGUGUAUGGGAACUAUGAUG